AAAACGAUGUGUAGUUGACGGCUGUAUCAUUUUUAAACGAUAUCUUGUUUUGUACCCUUAGAAUUUCUUCCUCUGGGUUUUGCCUUUCUCCCUCCUCCGUCCCGUAAAGAGACUGUUCCUUCUUCAGAAAGGAGGUUUGCUCUGGAGAUGAUGAAGUAUGGGAUACUGAGCGUAUCCUCUUGUCUACAUCCAAGCUUAAGUGUUUCUUCAUCCAAUAAUAUCUCGGAUGUGGGAAAUGGUGGCACAGAUGAAGCUAUCCAGACUGUGAAACACUCAGCCGUUGAUGGGUUUAAAUGGCGUUUGGUUAUUGCUUACGAUGGCACCCGUUACGCAGGUUGGCAAUUUCAGCAAUCCCCUCCAACUAUACAGUGCAUUAUGGAAAAAACUUUAAUUCGAGUUACAAAGCUAGAAAGAAAAGAUCUUCUUUUAGUUGGCGCAAGUAGGACAGAUGCAGGAGUUCAUGCGUGGGGUCAGGUGGCACACUUUGUUACACCUUUCAAUUAUGACUGCUUGGAUAGCAUUCAUGCAGCUCUCAACGGUCUUCUUCCUCCUGAUGUCCGAGUUAGAGAAAUUAGCGCUGCAGUUCCUGAAUUCCAUGCUCGAUUUUUGGCAAAGAGCAAGGUUUAUCACUACAAGAUAUAUAAUGAGACCAUCAUGGAUCCAUUUCAGCGCCAAUAUGCAUACCACAUUGCUUAUAAACUCGAUGUUGAUGCCAUGAGACAAGCUGCGAAGCAUUUUAUAGGAAUGCAUGAUUUCUCUGCUUUUGCCAAUGCAUCUCGCAAUGAUCGAGUGCCAGAUCCAGUGAAGACUAUUUUUCGUUUUGAUGUCAUCGAAAAGGGGGCUCUACUACAGCUAGAAGUUGAAGGCACGGGCUUCUUGUAUAGACAAGUGCGGAACAUGGUUGCUUUGCUCCUCCAAAUUGGGAAGGAAGCAAUUCCUCCCGAAAUUGUCCCCAAGAUUUUGGGGACUCGUGAUCGCAAGGAGCUGGCCAAAUACACUUUGCCUUCACCACCUCAUGGGCUGAGCCUUGUAGCUGUCAACUAUAACGAAGAGCACCUUGGGCUUCCCUCAGGUUGCCCCAGAAUUAGCUUUGGUAGGCAUCGAAGCGUUAGCAAAUGCAAGCUUCCUUUGUAUUAGAUUUAGCCGUUUGGUCAUUCCAAAUGAAAAGAACCCUUAAACAUUCAAUAUAGUUGAAUAUGUUGAUGAAAUUCUAAGUUGAAAUCAAUUUUGGUUAUUGAGAAA
Molecule: messenger RNA, 1242 nt
Organism: Hevea brasiliensis (rubber tree)
Lineage: Eukaryota; Viridiplantae; Streptophyta; Magnoliopsida; Malpighiales; Euphorbiaceae
Exons: 6
Coding region: 148-1137 (329 amino acids)
Biological process (GO): tRNA pseudouridine synthesis
Molecular function (GO): pseudouridine synthase activity; RNA binding
Source: RefSeq, a predicted model, not a curated record